AUGUCUAUAUUAAAUCACAGGGCAAUACGACUGGUUUUAGCCUAUUCUAUAGGUAGCGUUAUUGCGGCUAUAGCUUGUAUCAGAGCCCUGUGGUAUAUAGUACGGAAUCCAAAGACAGCUUUUAACAGAAAAGAUCGAAUUGAUCCACCAUCAUGUUUGUUUGAUGAUAGUUUAGGAACCCACCAAUUCAUUCAUUUAGAGAAUGUGCGACUUCAUUAUGUUGUUAAUGGUAGUGAAGAUAAACCAUUAAUGGUGUUGCUUCAUGGAUUCCCCGAAUUCUGGUAUUCAUGGCGUUUUCAAUUAAAGGAGUUUGCCAAAGAUUAUCGUGUUGUGGCUGUGGACCAAAGAGGCUAUUCAGAAUCGGAUAAACCACCUGGCAUCAAGAACUAUGCUGUUACUAAUAUGGUGGAAGAUUUGAAACAACUGAUACCUGCUUUAGGUUAUAACUCGUGCGUUUUGGUCGGCCAUGAUUGGGGAGGAGCUAUAUCAUGGUCUUUUGCAGCAAAAUACCCACAUAUGGUCAGUAAAUUGAUCAUCAUGAAUUGUCCUCAUCCUGCUGUUUUCCAGAAGUACAUGACGUCACAUUUAGCUCAGUUUAAAAAGUCUACCUAUAUGUUUUUCUUCCUGAUACCAUGGAUACCAGAGUUUAUAUUUAAACUAGCAGAUUACCAUCGACUAUCAGUGAUAUUUAGGAGUAACAGAAUGGGGGUAGUGGAUAAAUCUAGAAUAACAGAUGAAGAUAUGGAAGCCUACAAGUAUUCCUUUUCAAGAGACGGCUGUGACACGGGAAGUUUGAACUAUAUUAGAGCAAUGUUCCAUACACCUUUGACAGCUAAACAAGGUUUGAAGACGAUCACGUCCCCAACUUUAUUUAUAUGGGGUUGUCGUGAUGGGGCAUUGGAGGCGGGAAUGGUACCCCUGGCUAAAAAAUAUGUGGAUAAUCUACAAAUUGAAUAUAUUGAAGAUGCUUCCCAUUGGGUUCAGAUGGAUAAACCAGAUGUAGUGAAUAACUUAAUGAAAAAAUUCCUGGCGAAAGAGUGAUGCGGAUUUUAGUGGUUUUCAGUCUCUAUUAUAUUUCUAUUAAAAUAAUUUGUAUCUGUU
Lottia gigantea (owl limpet) is the source of this 1101-nucleotide messenger RNA. RefSeq lists its product as hypothetical. The transcript is spliced from 6 exons. The coding region runs from base 1 to 1041 and encodes 346 amino acids. Gene Ontology annotation, molecular function: hydrolase activity. NCBI's taxonomy places the organism in Eukaryota, Metazoa, Mollusca, Gastropoda, Lottiidae. The record is from RefSeq and is a predicted model, not a curated record.